This is a messenger RNA of Stereum hirsutum FP-91666 SS1, 6923 nucleotides long. RefSeq names its product ATP-dependent DNA ligase. Gene Ontology annotation, cellular component: DNA ligase IV complex. Gene Ontology annotation, biological process: DNA recombination; nucleotide-excision repair, DNA gap filling; DNA biosynthetic process. Gene Ontology annotation, molecular function: DNA ligase (ATP) activity; ATP binding; DNA binding. NCBI's taxonomy places the organism in Eukaryota, Fungi, Basidiomycota, Agaricomycetes, Russulales, Stereaceae. The transcript is spliced from 32 exons. Bases 3492 to 6725 code for a protein of 1077 amino acids. The record is from RefSeq and is a predicted model, not a curated record.
AUACUCACGCUAUUUUCCUAACCCACACUAAUAUUCAUUACUAUGUCUGACGACGAUAUCCCUUGCCUUCCCCGCCGCAACCGCAAGAACGACGAUCCAAAAGUUAUCGGUCUCUGGAAGAUUGGCAGGACCAUCGGCCAAGGAGCUUCAGGUCGAGUCCGUAUAGCGCGCCAUGGACGUACAGGCAAGUACGCGGCGGUCAAGAUCAUCUCCAAGGUCGACCUCGUCAACUCUCGCUCUCCCAUCGACAUAAGCAUGGAAGAAGAAGCCGACAGAGUCCUGCUCUCCAUCGAACGUGAAAUCGUCAUCAUGAAACUCAUCGACCAUCCUAACAUCAUGCACCUCUACGACGUCUGGGAAACCUCCACCGACCUUUACCUCAUCCUCGAAUACGUCGAAGGCGGCGAGGUCUUCGAGUUCCUCGAGCGCAACGGCCGUCUCUCCACCACAGAAGCCCUCAACUAUUUCCAGCAGAUCAUCGCCGCUAUCGAGUACUGCCAUAAGUUCAACAUCGCGCACAGGGACCUUAAACCAGAGAACCUCUUGUUGGACAAAGACGGGAACAUCAAGGUCGCCGACUUCGGGAUGGCUACGUGGCAAAAAUCGAGCGCGAACGGGCUGCUCCAGACGGCGUGCGGGAGCCCCCAUUACGCUGCGCCGGAGGUCAUCCGCGGUGAAGGCUACGACGGGUCGAUCGCGGAUAUCUGGUCCUGCGGCGUCAUCCUGUUCGCGCUUCUGGCCGCUCGACUCCCUUUCGACGACGACGACGUGCCCACGCUCCUCGAGAAGGUCAGUUCUGGCAGGUUCACGUUCCCGGCUUCGAUGGACGCUCGUGCCAAGGACCUGAUCACUAGGAUGCUGGAAAGGAAUCCGAUGAGGAGGAUCACGGUGCCCGAGAUCAUGAAGCACUCGUUCUAUACCAUGCAAAAGGCCAAGAACGUCCCUCCCAUUUCUCCUAAGCUUGAGGAGAUCGCCAGACCUCUAUCGAGCAAGGCCGCCAUUGAUCCAGAUAUCUUCGGGAACCUACGGACGUUGUGGCACGGGACGUCGGACGACGCUAUCAUGGAGAAGCUGCUGAACUCGGAGAGGACCUGGGAGAAGGGCGUGUACCAUCUUCUUGUCCAGUAUCGUGCGAAGCGCUUGGAGGACUACGACGAGAAAGCAGAGGAGAUGGUUCGUCGGGCAUCGAAGAGACGCUCAAAGAAAAGAGCGAACACAUCGUCCUCAGAUCGUCGUAACAGGCGGGAUAUCCCCCCUCGGUGCGAUCCACCUACUCCUCAACGUGCCCGUGCAGGGGAACGACUACAGAGGGUUCCGGAGUCCGUGUCGGACGAGAGUGUCACGCAUUCGCCAGCUCGGUUCCUCGCUCCGAACGGAUACCGUAAAAAUCCUGAACGGGUCAUGGCCAUCGAUAUGGACGACGAUAGAACGCCUACAUCGGCUGGAUUCUCCGUCACGACCCCUCGCGGGUUCUACUCUCCCCUCCCAGGGUUCGGCCAAUCCUUCGAACCAUCGCCUCUCACUCCAAACUUCCCCCUCACUCCUGUCGAUCCUCUGAUGCCCUCACCUCAUGUGAAUAUUGACUCCGACAGUCCUAUGUCACCUCUGGCUCCGACCUCGCCUAUCUGGUCAGCCCUGAAUAUGUCUCCGCCACCGGCGGACGUACCUCAUAUGCAGGACGAGAAGGUUCAGCACUUCUUCAAGCAGAUCAUGGAUCAGUUCAACGUGAUGCAGGCUGCGUCGGGAAACUCCCCCGCUGGGGCAAUGUCACCGCAGCUCGUACUCUCUCCUCCCCAGCCGAGCCAUAAAUUCAUCCACACGAUCCACACGCGAGAGGCCGCGUCCCACGGAGACGAGAACGACGAGAACGAGAACCCAUCGGAGAUCAGACCGCUGAACACACGUCGGUCACGCCCCGCUCCACUGUCCAUCUACGAAGACAAAGCGAGCUCUUCCCACUUCAUCCUCGACUUUGAAGAUGACGACGUUCAUGCGACCGAAGACAUGGAACCGAGGGCCGCCCUCAGCGAGAAACGCAUCCAGAUCGUCGAGCCAAAAGGAAAACUGAGACGCCGAAAGACCAUCUCCGCGCUCGAGGUCUCAUCCGAUUCGUCCCAACCCACCACGGCUCCACCACUCUCACCCGCCUGGUUCGGUAACCUCUUCAAGCUGAAGCCAGCAGUGUAUGCUCUGCAAUCCAUCCACGACGCCGACGUCACUCGCGAAGAAUGCAGGAGGCUUCUUAGUGUUAUGGGUGUGCGUGCUGUGCUUCAUAGUCAGGGACUCGGGGUGUUGAAGUGCAAGAUGGAUGAGUUUGCGGAUCCGGCGGGUGCGAUGAGUGUUAUGAAGGCUGUCAGGUUUAGGGUCGAGGUUCGGAGAGCUGAUUCGGCACAGACGGCGGCGGGGGUUGUGACGGUGUUGCAGUUGGUGCAGGAGAAGGGGGCAUUGUCGACUUUCAAGUUGAUAUAUGGGAGGUUGAAGAGGGAGUGGUGUCUGGAUACGGAGAAGCAGGGCUUAAGGGGUCAGGAGAUGGGUGGGGUGGAGAGUGGCAGAAUUUCAGACUUUGGAGGCAGUGAGAUUGAGAUCCGGUGAGUUGUUGAGGUGGAGAGGUUCGGAAGUUCGACGUCACGACAUACCAACAUACAAUUUCACUAUAUCUUUCAGCGUAUGUGUAUCAGCAGUGUAUCAGCAGUAGCAGAGUCGUACAACCUAUAGAGUACAUGUCACCAGACGAUCGCAUAAUAAUACAGACUACUAGACUUCGUCCAUUGCCAUGAUCGUGCUGGGCUCGAGCAGUGCAGGUGCUUCAGAAUCGUCCAUAGUUUCGUCCUCGCCUGCGGGUGUGCGGGAGGGAUCUUGGAGUAAGAGGUGUUUUCCCGGUCUUGAGAGGACAACGACUUCGGGUUUUAUGUUGGUUAUGCGGAUGAAUCGAAGCAUUUGGAUGUAUGCGAAUUCGAUCUGAUCCCAUUGUCGGAAGAGAGCGACGUUUGCGGGGUGGGUCAAGUCAAGCACCUCCAUCCCUGUCCGAUACUCUUCUGCCUCACUGCGCUUGAUUUCCUCUAGCUUCUGCUCCUUCACACUCUUCGGCCGACCUUUCCGCCUCGCUGCUCUCUCCUCUUCGAGCUCUGCAUCAUGUCUCGUCAUCCAGAGAUCUCUCACGAGACUGUGUAGCUCGUCGAGAGUCAGGACUCCCUCGUCUGGCAGUGAGUGGUAGAAGAAGCCAAACAUGUCGACUUUGGAGGCAUGUUUCUUGGAUCGCUUGGAAGCCUGACCGGCAAGUUUUUGGUUACGGAGCUGAGUCCGUUGGAGUUGUCCUGCUUUUCGGGAUUGGGGGUGAAAGACCUUCUCUUUCUUUCCUUUUUUCUCUUUCGUCCCGGUUUUCGGGUUAUGUGAUGGAGCCAUAGUAGUCGUCCCGGGAUGUGUAGUCGAUAAGAGCGACAAAAUCUGGGCAGGAGGAGACAAGCUUAAGGUUCGAAUAGUGCACCUGGGCGAUGCUCCCCACCCCGGCACCCACUUCCCCUCCACAUUCUCCGAGGUUCACUCAGUCACAGCAGCCUCCAUCCUCAGAACCUGGAGACCCGAUUGAAGACAUCCUCGAGCCUAUUGACGACAUACAAUACCCUCCUCCUCCAGAGAAUAACGGAAGCGCUCCCUUUGGCGCUCUUGUUGGUCUAUUUGAGAAACUACAGAACGAGCGCAAGCACGAGAGGAGGCGGAGACUCUUGAAUGCUUGGUUUGACCACUGGAGAGAGAAAGUCGGACCGGAUUUGUAUCCUGUGUUGAGGCUUAUAUUACCACAGAAAGACAGAGAACGCGCGCUCUACGGCUUGAAAGAGAAGAAUCUGGCAAGGCUGUAUAUCAAGGCUAUCCCACUUGAACCGAAGCAUCCGGAAGCCAUCAGGCUGCUGAACUGGAAGAGGCCGUCUGAAGCUGAUAAAACAUCGGGCGACUUCCCACUCGUGUUGUAUGAUGUCGUGAGCAAGCGGUCUUCUGUCAUUGAAGGCUCCUUGACUAUUGAAGACAUCAAUAACAUUCUCGAUGAACUGUCAACCAACAUUGGCAAAUCAGAUAUUCAGUCGAGGAUUAUUCAGAGAGUAUAUAAUCGCUCGACCCCUGAAGAGCAGCGUUGGCUAGUGCGAAUCAUUUUGAAGGAUCUACAUGUUGCCGUGAAAGAGACCACCGUGUUUUCAAUCUUUCAUCCCGACGCUCAUGACCUAUACAACACUUGCUCUGACCUCAAGAAAGUGGCAUGGGAGCUCUGGGACACGAAGAAGCGGCUCAACGCAGAGGACAAAGAAAUACAAUUGUUCCGACCGUUCACUCCGAUGCUCUGCAAACGACCUACUGGCAAGAUCGAAGAGUCUGUCAAAGAGAUGGGAGGCCGUGCAUUCAUACUGGAAGAAAAGCUCGAUGGAGAGAGGAUGCAGCUACACAAACGCGGAAAUGAGUUCUUCUAUUGCUCUCGGAAAGGCAAAGAUUAUACUUACCUGUAUGGGAAACAUGUUGCAGCAGGUAGUCUUACUCCGCACAUUGCUGGAGCAUUCGACCCACGGGUUGAGGAUAUCAUCCUCGACGGUGAGAUGUUGGUCUGGGAUCCCGUAUCGGAACGUAACCUGCCCUUCGGAACUUUGAAGACUGCCGCUCUGAAUAAAUCCAAGGAACGACUCAACCCUCGCCCAUGCUUCAAGGUCUUCGAUCUUCUCUACCUAAACGGCCAAUCCCUUAUCACCAAAUCCACAAGGUUCCGCAAAAAGAACCUCCGCGCCUGUGUCACGCCCAUCAAAGGCCACAUUGAGUUCGUAGACGAGUUUAUCAUUAAGACGGCGAAGGAGGUACGGGAGAAGAUGGAGGAGGUUAUGAACGAUAGAGGGGAAGGACUUGUCAUGAAACAUCCGGAUUCGGAGUAUGUGUUGAAUGGGAGGAACAAGGAUUGGAUCAAGGUCAAGCCAGAGUAUAUGGAUAAUAUGGGCGAGACAGUAGAUGUUCUUGUCAUCGGUGGCAAAUACGGCUCUGGCAGACGUGCUGGAGGCGUCUCAUCCAUCCUCUGCGGUGUUCUGGACGACCGCUACAAAGAAGGAGAGCCGAAGUACAGCACUUUUGUGCGUGUAGGCGCCGGGUUCUCGUACACCGAUUAUCUAUGGAUACGAGACAAGCCUUGGAAAGAGUACGACCCGAACAACCCGCCUGCGUUCUUGCAAGUAGCGAAGUCGAAAACGUUGGAGGACAAGCCGGAGCUGUAUUUAGAACCGGAACACUCGUUCAUCAUCAAGGUCAAAGCCGCAGAAAUCACCCCUACAGAUGCAUACCACAUAGGCUACACCAUGCGAUUCCCGAGGGCUUUGGGUAUCCGCGACGAUCUUACAGUUGCAGACUGUGUUACUGCUACUGCGUUGUUCGACAGUGUGAGAUCUGAACGGAAGCGGAAGCGGGAAGAGGAGAUGUUGGGGAAACCGAAGAAGAAGAGAGUGAAAGUGGCGAAGAAGCCGUUGAUCUUGCAGGAAUACAAAGGAUCAACUGAUCUGAAGGACGUGCAAGUCGAGUCUGAUUUAUUCGAGGGAAUGGCUUUCGCCGUCGUCUCGGAUCCCAAGUCGAGGACGCAGGACGAGGACAAGAAGAACAUCCUCAAGCUGAUUCGCGCAAACGGUGGCAAGAUCGUACAAGUCGCGAAAAAUCAGCCGGGCCUUCUGGUCGUUUAUGAUGGUACAACGACGCCAUACGAUAUCAAAGCGAUCAUGAAGAAAGACUUCCACGAUAUCAUACGCUCGAAGUGGAUUCACGAAUGUAUCGCGGCGGGAUCGAGGUAUAGCGUCCCUCUAACUAAGAAGUAUUUCUUCCACGCCACCUCCAUUCGACAAGAGCAGCCCGGAUUCGACGAAGACGCAGCUGGGAGUGAAACGGAACCCGAAGACGAUGACGACGAAAGGCCUUCUGUUUCUGUCACCCCUGCCCCUGCAUCUACGUUGGGAAAAGAGCAGACUCAAGACGCGGAUGAGGACAAGACGGAAGACGAGGACGAAGAGGAGACGGACCCUUGGUUUGUUAUUAAGCCGGAGAACUCGCAGCGUGCUAGUGUGGGGGAUGAGGGUGAUGAGGGUGAGGGGACGGAUCCGGAGUCGGAAGGGGACGAUGUUGUUGAUGACAUUGCGGAUGGUGAUAGGACUGAAGAUGAGGAUGAGAAUGGGGGCGUGGGUUGGGGGGGUGAGGAUGGGGAUAGGACUGAAGACGAGGAUGGGGAUGAGUGGGUGAAUCUGUCUGCGAAAGAGGGGGAUGAGAAGGGCAAAGGAAAGAUGGAGGCGAGGGAUGGUCUUGUCGAACAUGAAGACGACCCAAAGGCCGAAGACGUGAAGAUGGGCGAGGACGACUCGGCGAUGGAAUACGACACGGAGCGAAUAUUCACGCAUCUCCGCUUCUACCUCGACACACACGCCAACGCGCGUAAACACAACCUAUCCGUGCCCGUCGCCCAAUCCAAAAACGAAGACAUCAUCUCGCAGAGCUUCGACAAACUCUCGAAAUUGAUCACCGACAACGGAGGCCGAAUCAGCACGGACAUCGACGAUCCGAAACUGACGCAUGUGCUCGUCGAUAAGCGGGAUACGAGUCGGCGGAGGGAGAUCGGUGCGCGGACGGCGAAGCCGAAACGAAGGAACGUCGUGCUGUCGAGUUUUAUCGAGGAUUGUCUGGAGGAAGAGACGUUGUUGGAUGAGGCGGGUUAUAUGCCUUGAUUUAUUGGAGCGGACAUGGAUGGAUGGUGUGGCGAGCGUGUGGCGUGGGAAUAUUAACGUAAGUUAGGAUUCGAAAGUCCCUCGAAGUCAGAAAGUACAGAAGUGUACAUUGUUGCUGUCGUGAUCGUACCGUUGCCGUUCUCGUAUCGCUGCUUGAUACAAUGAUAGGGCUGACCGUAUGAGAAAUAGUGUUUUGUG